Messenger RNA from Megalobrama amblycephala (Wuchang bream), 4379 nucleotides. RefSeq names its product gastrula zinc finger protein XlCGF57.1-like. The coding region runs from base 1200 to 2996 and encodes 598 amino acids. The record is from RefSeq and is a predicted model, not a curated record. Lineage: Eukaryota; Metazoa; Chordata; Actinopteri; Cypriniformes; Xenocyprididae. The transcript is spliced from 3 exons.
CUUGUUAAAACAGUCGACGUGACUACAGUGGUUCAACCUGCUGAAAUUUCAUUUUUGGGUGAACUAACCCUUUAAUGUUAGUCAUUCACGUCAGUGCUCAGUAAACGUAUGCACACUGUUAUUAAUACCUUUCCCGCAUGUGCACCGAAAUAAAUUAGAAAUAUACAUCAUGAUCAAUAUACAUCUUUGAUGAACAUACAUUUGUUAAUGCUGAUGGUGAGGAAUUACAGUUGCAACAUCUUAUAAUGUACCUCAAACUGAGUAACAUAUCACUGAGAAAUGUCCUGCUCAAGUCAUCAAAUACACACAAAAUUACCUAAAAAUACCCAUCCUGCUGAGUAUUCUCAAACACAGACGGUUAUGUCUUAAAUUAACAUGAACAGUGGGGAAUAAAACAGAUGUGUAUCACUAUGAGAUCUGUGCAUUCUGUCUUAAAGUCACAGAAUUUUAACAAACAUGCUCAUUAAUGUUAAUCAAAAAACAGAGAAAAUCUCUCACUGCUCUCAUCUAAAUAACUUUUUUAGCUUUAAAAAGAGUCAGUGUAUGAUUAAUUCAUAAAGUAAAUAAUUUAUUUUUUUGCAUUGGUUGCUGACUGUUACUUGUUUACAUGUCUAUGCUUUUAUUUUCCUUUAAUCAAGUUGGAAAUGCCGCAUACAAGGCCUUUACAGGCCCACUUAGGGCUGCCAGCGCAGGGCCCCUGAGAAUUUGCUCAUUGGCAAAAUGUUGGCCCCUUAUCACUGGCCCUGCAUGAGCAGCCCUCACUUAGUCUCCAGGAAGCCUUAGCGCUGUUUUAUUGAAAAUAAUAAAGUUUGAAAUCACUGUUAUGGAGGUAAUCGCUUGCUUUAGUUGUUCUUCUGAAGAAACUGCAUACUCUCGGUACUUUUACAAUAAAUGUACAUACAUUUUUAAAGUAAAAAAAAAAAAAAAAUAAAAUAAAAUAAAACUUUGCAGGAUUUAAAAUGCUGAUAACCGUUAAAACACGUAAUCACAGUCAGUGAAAUGGGUCCAUGGUCUAUCCGGGCGAUAGGUGGCGGUAAUGCACUUAUGUGUCUGCGAUCCGCCGUAAAAAAAAAAAAAACAAGAAUAAAGACGUCACCACUACCGCCAUCACAGCGAGUCUCGAUGUGAGCAAUUCAUCGGUAAAUGCUGUAAUAUUCCCAUCAGCCUACAAGUGUAGAGGAUAGAGUUUGUGAAAGAAAAUGGAAAACAUGAAUGAUCCAGAACCCUGCCAAAUAAAGGAGGAAGAAACUGAAGAACAAAUAGACCUGAUAGAAGAGAACAGGGGGUUUGAAGAACUGAUUGAAGGAGAGGAGAAACCUCAAGUCAAAACUGAACCAGUAUCCAUGAAUCCUCCAGCUGAACCAGUAUCCAUGAAUCCCUCAUUGGACAGAGGAGAGAAAAUAUGUUUCUUUUGCCCAGAGUGUGGAAAGAGUUUCACAUGUGAACAAAAUCUUAAUCUUCACGUAAAAUUUCAUCGUGGAGGAAAGCCGUUUGAAUGUGAUCUGUGUGAUAAGAUUUUCACAAUAAAAGCAAACCUUGAUGAACACAGGAAAAUCCACUCUGGGGAGAAUACAUACACAUGCGAUCAGUGUGGGAAGUGUUACGCACAGCAAGGAAUCCUUGACGAACACAGGAAAAUACACUUUUUAGCAAAGCCGUACACAUGUGAUCAGUGUGGGAGGAGUUUCCCUUAUCAAGGAAACCUUAACGAUCACAUGAGGAUCCACGCGGGAGAGAAGCCGUACAUAUGUGAUCAGUGUGGGAAGUGUUAUGCACAACAAAGAAUCCUUGACGAACACAGGAAAAUACACUUUUUAGCAAAGCCGUUCACAUGUGAUCAGUGUGGGAGGAGUUUCCCAUAUCAAGGAAACCUUAACGAUCACAUGAGGAUCCACACUGGAGAGAAGCCGUACAAAUGUGAUCAGUGCGGUAAGAGUUUUGCACAAAAAGGAAACCUUAACUUGCACAUAAAAACCCACAGUGGAGAGAAGCCGUACAAAUGUGAUCAGUGUGGGAAGAGUUUCUCACAUAAAGGAAACCUGAAUGUACACAUGAAAAUCCACACUGCAGUGAUGCUGUACACAUAUGAUCAGUCUACGAACAGUUUCACUCAAAUAGGAAACUUUACUGUACAAAUGAAUAACCAUACAAAAGAGAAGCCAUUCAUAUGUGAUCAGUGUGGGAAGAGUUUCACACAUAAAGGAAACCUCAAUGUACACAUGAAAAUCCACACUGGAGAGAAGCCGUACACAUGUGGUCAAUGUGGGAAGAGUUUCAGACAUAAAGGAAACCUUAACGAACACAUGAAAAGCCACACUGGAUUGAAGCCGUACACAUGUGAUCAGUGUGGGAAAAGUUUUGCACACAAAGCAACUCUUAAUGAACACAUGUCAAUCCACACUGGAGUGAAGCCACACGCAUGUGAUCGUUGUGGGAUGAGUUACGCGCGAAAAGGAGCCCUUAAGGAUCACAUGAAAAUCCACACUGGAGAAAAUCUGCACACUUGUAACCAGUGUGGAAAGAGUUUCAUAAAGUCAGGUGUUUAUAAAGUACAUCUGCUUAGUCAUUCUAGAGAAAGAGUUUAUAACUGUGAGCAAUGCGGUAAAAAAUUUUUUAGGCCAGAUUUCCUAAGGGACCACCGGAAAGUUCAUACAAAGGAGAGGCCUUGCGUCUGUUAUUUGUGUGGAAAGGGUUUUCGUAAUAUGACUGCAUUAAAAAUACACCAGAAAAGACACAGCGGUGUAAAGGAUCAUGCUUGCUCAGAGUGUGGGAAGCGUUUUUUUACAGAUGGUGCACUGAAAGUGCACCAGACAGUUCACACUACAGAAACGCCUUACAAGUGUUCACACUGCGACAAGAGAUUCAAACGGGCAGAGUAUCGGAGAAUACAUGAGAAGAUCCACAGUGGAGAGAAGCCGCAUCACUGCCAUCCAUGUGGAAAGAGUUUCACUCAUUUAUCUACUCUAAUCGGUCAUAAAAAAAAAAUGCAUUCAUGAAAUUAUAGUAAGUAGUUCGCAUUCUGAAUCUGUACUUCCACGUGUGAUGCUGUGUAGUGCUGCGUCAAUUGUCGUUUUGAUAAUCGAUUAAUCAAAUUAUUAGAAUGCAUGUUCAUUAUUUCACAGAUUAAUUAGUUUAGAUUUGAUUAUUCUGCUUAUGCACUUAGUUAAAAUAGUGAGUUAUACCCGUUCUAACUAAUAGAUGAAACAACACUUCAGGUUUUAAGAAUGUCUUUUUAAUAAACUUCUCGUUAAAUAAAUCUUACGGUUUUCUGUCCUCUUUAGAAGUCAUCAAUAUGCCAACUGCUGAAGGAUCAAAGCAACUUGUGUUAUUUUACAGUUUUUCACAAUUGCUAAGACACUGAUUAACAAGUUCAGGCAGUUAGAGACUAUUUGCAAGUCUCAUGCACUCAUAGCAAAACUCUAAACAUUCUCACUCACUAAAACAUGUUGUUGCAAAACUGUAAACGCAAGCUGCAAAAGUUAAACCGACUAAAACGCAGUUGUCAUUAUUUACACACAACUACUCAGAUUUGUUCACACUUGUUUCUAAUAAUGUGAUCAAGCCAUCUGUACAAAAUAAAAGCUAGAUCAGAGUGCACAGGUGCACUGAAUGUUGAUUCGAACAAUGUAUGGAAACAUUUUGAGAGUUAGAGGAAGAAUACGUGUAAUAGAUGGUGAAUGAGGAGAAAGGGGAUAGAUUCAUCAGACCAGAGGAUUUUACCUUUGCCUGACAAGAGAUGAACAUUGCCUAUUAUUUGGACAGAGUCAAUACAAUACCUGCAGUACAUACAGUAUACUCAUUUGCGAUUUACAAUUUCAAAAUUUGUUUAAUGUACGCAAUAUAUGGAUGCUGUGUUCUCCUUUUUUAUUUUUUAUUUUUGGAUGUAGUUUCUAAUGAAUGAUCUGUAAUGUUUAUAUUAUUGACUGAUGUAUGAUCUGAAAGCUUUGAUUUUGAAAAUGGUUUUGAAGCAAUUGUUAAAAAAAAAAAAAAUCUAAGAGCAACCAUACAUCUGUUGUUUUAUUUUUUAAUACAAUUUAAUUUUAUAAUCAUUAGUCAUUUAUGUAAUUGUCAUUUGAUUUAGCAUUUAAUCAUUUUAUUAUUCAUUUGUCACUUUAUAUUUUUUUAUUAUUUUACUUAUUUCCUUGCUCCUGCAAUGCUUGCUAUUGUUGUUUGUGGUUUGUAAGAGAUUCAAUGUGUUUAAUGUCACAGGACGAUGUUGUGAAGCAGUAAUUUUCCAUUGUUUUUGCUUUGGUAUAAUAAGGCCUGUCGGAAUUGUAUUAAGUCUGAGCAUUGAGAUAUUGACAUUCAGAUGAAGUCUGAGCAUUGAAAUAUAUGAAACUAAGAUUAUCCAAUAAACUUUGCUCUUUUUAUUAUCAUCA